GUAAUGUCAAAUUUGCACUCUACUAACGCAGAUCCCUUUGCGAAGAUGUCAGAUAAUGCUGACUCUCCAACAGAAACUCAAAAAGAAGAGCCAUCUACGCAGCAGCCUCCAAAUGAGGACUCCGGACCUGCAGAUGAAAAGAAAAAGAUUGAUGUGUUGCUGAAGGCUGUUGGAGACACUCCCAUUAUGAAGACCAAGAAGUGGUCUGUUGAACGAGGAAGAACAGUGCAGUCCCUUUCACAGUUUAUCUCACGAUUUCUAAAGCUUGAGCCUAGUGAACAACUGUUUAUUUAUGUCAAUCAGUCCUUUGCACCAUCACCUGACCAAGAAGUUGGAAUUCUUUUUGAGUGUUUCAGCAGUGAUGGCAAGUUGGUUCUCCACUACUGUAAAUCCCAAGCCUGGGGCUGAUUCAUCAUGACAUUUUUUAUGUGAUCGCACUCACACUUACUCACACAAAACCAAACACAUUUUUAUCUGUGUGUUUACUGUUUAUGUUGUCAAUAUGUUGGUUUUUUGUAAAUAACAAAGUGUAAAUAAAUGAAUGUUUCAGACAAA
Molecule: messenger RNA, 555 nt
Organism: Sardina pilchardus (European sardine)
Lineage: Eukaryota; Metazoa; Chordata; Actinopteri; Clupeiformes; Clupeidae
Gene: atg12
Product: ATG12 autophagy related 12 homolog (S. cerevisiae)
Exons: 4
Coding region: 4-408 (134 amino acids)
Biological process (GO): autophagy of mitochondrion; nucleophagy; C-terminal protein lipidation
Cellular component (GO): phagophore assembly site membrane; Atg12-Atg5-Atg16 complex; cytoplasm
Source: RefSeq, a predicted model, not a curated record